AUGUUGGAGGCUAUUGGAUCAGAAAGUCAAACCCGCCUGACUGCAAAUGUGGCCUUGAAUCGACCAGUUCCUGAGGGCACCGAGGUGACACUAAUAUGCUCCACUGACACCUCUAAUGGCGAUGGAAGUGGUGCUCUCAGGAUUCUAAGACGUCGCAGUGGAGGGGGAGGCAUUGAUGGUUUUGAAGAUCUCGCUAACUUUGCAACAAAAAUAGUUCAAAUCAGUCCCGACAAGCCAGACAUUGCAGCGACAUUCACGGUUUCUAGACAAGAUGAUGGAGCUGUUUUCAUCUGCGGAGACGUUGAAACACUCGGUUUCCAAUCUCAAAACCCUACUGCAACGGUGAUAAUUGGAGUUCAAUGCAAGUUUAUUUAA
Rodentolepis nana is the source of this 375-nucleotide messenger RNA. The record is from the annotation of a GenBank genome assembly. NCBI's taxonomy places the organism in Eukaryota, Metazoa, Platyhelminthes, Cestoda, Cyclophyllidea, Hymenolepididae.